Molecule: messenger RNA, 885 nt
Organism: Aegilops tauschii subsp. strangulata
Lineage: Eukaryota; Viridiplantae; Streptophyta; Magnoliopsida; Poales; Poaceae
Source: RefSeq, a predicted model, not a curated record
AUGAGGUGUUCCCGAACCGCCGAGCCAGCAGCGACAAAAAAAACCCACGACCACGAACUGCCAGAACUUCCCCCGAUCCCCGCCGACGGCCGCACCCACCUCUUCCCACCAGCCUCCGCCAGCGCCGGCGACGCGACCGCCGCCCACCCGCAGUAUGUCGCACCGCCGCCACACCACCCCCGCCUCCAGCUCGGCGUAUUGCUGCUGGAGCUGGUGUCCAUGCAACAGCGUGCGUCAGGGACUCCUUCCUCGUUGACACAGACGGAGGAGCGCACAACCUUGGCGCUGCAGAGCAUUAUACGUUGUUGUAAAGUUGGCUCACUUAUAUUUGGAAUAAGGAAAAACGGCUGAAGGUCAAAAGAAAUUUUUCGAGAAGGUCAAAAGUAUGUUAAAGUAUAUUUUCUGGAACACCAACACUCUCUCGACAUCAAUGUUGGCAAGUUUUUGCACUUGCGUUCUGCAGAACAAAAGAAAAGUUGUGGCUUUGUUGUUCCAUGCCGAAUUAUUAAGCUAAUUGAUGGACGCAAUGUGCCGAGAACAAAAUUUGAAGAAAUUAACUGAAGAUCGCGUUGACUCUUAAUGGAUCCAUGUAUGCGUGUGCGCCACCGAAGUUCAACUAUGGACUGGAGAGCCGGAGGAGAUGGCGAGCGUCAGCGUGAUGGAGGAUUGUGGGCCAACUCAAAUGCCAUGCACGGUCUUGCGUUAGUGUGCUUUGGUGUGUGCGUUCUUAGUGUGGUGUGACCGCUUGAGUGUGUGUUUGUGUGUGCAUUAUAGCAAGCGUACUUGCUGUGUGGUGUACCCCUUGUGUCCUUGCUGGGUGUGUGAUCCCACGUGUGUGAUUUUAAAUAGAAACUUUGUCCUUGAAAAAAAGCAGAAAUUUUAAAA